Sphaeroforma arctica JP610 is the source of this 378-nucleotide messenger RNA. RefSeq lists its product as hypothetical. Gene Ontology annotation, cellular component: membrane. The coding region runs from base 40 to 378 and encodes 112 amino acids. NCBI's taxonomy places the organism in Eukaryota, Ichthyosporea, Ichthyophonida. The record is from RefSeq and is a predicted model, not a curated record. The transcript is spliced from 3 exons.
GGGCCUCUUGGUUGCAAUGCAAAGGGAACAGCAGGAAAAAUGGCCAAGCGAGUCACCAAAUUCUUCUUCUUGCCGUUCGCCGCAAUCAUAAUGAUCUUAUCAAUCGUUAUUGUGGGUCUUAUGUUUGCCGUGAAUGUUGGCAUGUCAGACUUCUGCUAUACGCCGGAUGUAACGGUCACCUCUGUGUUGCCAGAUGACAACACGGCAUUCGUCAGCUACUACACAAACUGUGAAGGUGAGAAUCGGUUCCUGGACGAGUUGAAUGACAAGGGCGAGUUGCUGAGUCUGCUGAACGAUUUCAAUCCCCUGCUGAAUCUGUCGAUUGGAUUGUGUCCCAUUGAAACCCAUGAUGAUAUCAACCUGGCAACUAAUUCGUGA